This is a messenger RNA of Octodon degus (degu), 1004 nucleotides long. Its product is annotated as dual specificity protein phosphatase 18-like. Lineage: Eukaryota; Metazoa; Chordata; Mammalia; Rodentia; Octodontidae. The record is from RefSeq and is a predicted model, not a curated record. The transcript has a single exon. Gene Ontology annotation, molecular function: MAP kinase tyrosine/serine/threonine phosphatase activity. Gene Ontology annotation, biological process: protein dephosphorylation. The coding region runs from base 260 to 826 and encodes 188 amino acids.
AUUUCUCCGAAGAUCCAGUACAGCCUGUUUUCUUCCCGGAGGAGAAAACACUGCUAUGGAAAACAGAGCGCUGACUGGGUGGGGAUUAUGGCGCGGGGGUACCGACUGAACUCUUCCCUGGCGACCUUUGCCUGGGCCUUUGCAGCUGCUUCUUCAACACAAGCCGCUCUGUCCUCCUGCGGGAGAAAGCUUUCCAUGGACACAGCCUAGAAAAGAGACAUAGGUCUCAGGUAGCACCAACUGCUGACCCACUGCCUUGAUGACGUCACUCAUGCGUGCCUUCCCAGCCCAGUUCCGGCAGCCCUCAGUCAGUGGCCUCUCCCAGAUCACCAAAAGCCUAUAUAUCAGCAGCGGGGCAGCUGCCAACAAUAAGCUCCUACUGUCCAGCAACCAGAUCACCACAGUCAUCAAUGUCUCCAUGGAAGUAGUGAACACCUUCUAUGAGAACAUCCAGUACAUGCAUGUGCCUGUGACUGAUGCACCCAUCUCAUGUCUUUAUGACUUCUUUGACCCCAUUGCUGACCGCAUCCAUUCAGUGGAGAUGAAAGAGGGCCGCACACUGCUGCACUGUGCUGCUGGAGUGAGCCGCUCUGCUGCCUUGUGUCUUGCCUACCUCAUGAAGUACCAUGCCAUGUCCCUGCUGGAUGCCCACACGUGGACCAAGUCUUGCCGGCCCAUCAUCCGACCCAACAAUGGCUUUUGGGAGCAGCUCAUCCACUAUGAGUUCCAAUUGUUUGGCAAGAAUACCGUGCACAUGGUCCCUUCCCCAAUGGGAGUGAUCCCAGAUAUCUACGAGAAGGAGGUUUGCUUCAUGAUUCCACUGUGAGCCACCCUGCCAACCCCCUCGUUGGGAUCAGCAGUUUAGAUCUGUUGUUGAUCCUAUUCCAAGAUCUCAACUUGAACAUUCUAUUUUAGUUGACACAAAAAACAAAUCAGGACCGAUGAGAUAGCUCAUGGUCUAAAGCACCUGCUUAGGUAAGCUUAGGCAAGCAGUCAGGGAUCAC